Rana temporaria (common frog) is the source of this 3466-nucleotide messenger RNA. Its product is annotated as thymic stromal cotransporter homolog. Gene Ontology annotation, molecular function: transmembrane transporter activity. Lineage: Eukaryota; Metazoa; Chordata; Amphibia; Anura; Ranidae. The transcript is spliced from 6 exons. Gene Ontology annotation, biological process: transmembrane transport. The record is from RefSeq and is a predicted model, not a curated record. Bases 950 to 2314 code for a protein of 454 amino acids. Gene Ontology annotation, cellular component: membrane.
UUUGUAGUGCAUUUGUCAAAUGACAAAAUGUGUGGCAAAAUGCAUGGCUGCUGAUCGCAUUUGGGGUGUUAUUAACCAUGAAUAGCACCCAAAAGCAUGCUGUAUAUAUUUCUAUCCAUCUAUCUAUCUAGAUCUCUAUAUCACUCUCUUUCUCUCUCUUUUACAUUUUGCUGGUGCUGAUCUAGGAAGAAAGUAGCUUCUCUAACAGAUUCUCCACCUUUGGGCUGAAGAAGCUUGGACGGAGAUAUUGUACAGAGAUGGCCAGUAAGAUCUUCAGAUCUCACCUUCAUAAACUGGCCAUCUCUGUAAAAGUGAACAACCAUAAAAAAAUGUAAUAUAAAAUUGUUAUAUUUAGAUAUUACUGAUGACCACCUAAAAUUUUGCACAAAAAAUAAGUACUAGACCUAAUAGCUCUGCUUCUAAUUAAUCCCAGGGAAUGAAGUACAGCAAGGAGUACUUCAGGGUUUAUGGAUGAGAAGUGCAGUGUGAAGCAACAAGAAAUGUAACAAUUCCCCGCCUUCUAUGCCUUAAAAAAAUUCUUCUGCGUAGAUGACACCAGGAGGAGGGAUUUCCCUUGAAUCUAGCUUGAUUUUUUUUUUACACCAGAAGUCGGGAAGUAAAACAGAGCAGAGUCUGUUGCAGUCAGCACUUUCAAAUCCCAAAGAAUGGCAUUUCAGGACUAGUGCAGAGCAGUGUGUGCCUGUGUGCUGGCUGUUUUCUGAGCACAUAAAAGUGUAACUGAUUUGGUGAUCCUGCCACAUACUUCCUGUCCUAGGGUGACAGGGCUUACACAGUGACUGACUGUAUCUAUGGAGGAGCAGCGUUUUCACCCUGGGGAUGGAUGCACCCUAGGACCUGCCAGAGCUCAAUAGGCUCAGUGGCAACCUUCAUACUGACACACAAGAAUACUUCAUAGUGAUUAUUUGAUAUAGAAUUUUUUUCCGGUACAAUGGACACAGCAAGGACCUGGAUUGAGCCUGUGGUUGCUGGGACACAGAUUGGCAGCUCUUUUUAUGACACUGCUCUUCUUAUGGUUGUAAGAAAUCACUAUAACAAGACCAUCAACAACCAACCGGUUUCUACCAACUCUAGUACUGAUGAUGUGUUGCAGAAAGCCAUCUCAAACUUUUAUAUCAUUUACAAUGUUAUUAUGGGUCUAACUCCUUUACUGUCUGCUUAUAUGUUGGCAAAAAUUGGAGACAAAACCAGCAAAAAAGUGACUAUAUGUGUACCAUUGCUAGGCUAUCUUCUAUCAAGGAUUUUUUUGCUGUUCAUCAUUCUUUGGGAAUGGCCUAUAGAAAUCAUGUUUGGCUCUGCUGCUCUAAAUGGUUUAACUGGCUGGUUCACAACCUACUGGGCUGGGGUUAUGGCCUGGGCCUCCCUAUGUUCUUCAGAGAGGAGACGUUCUCAACGACUCAUCAUCAUUGAAAUGGUGUAUGGCGUGGCUGGAUUUGUGGGAAGUUUGGUUUCUGGACACAUAUUUGUUCAUUUAAAUAUUGCAAACCGUGAAGGGACUAUUCUUGUGUGUUGCAGCACUGGCUGCUAUGCCUUAUGUUUUCUAUAUAGUAUGUUUAUUCUGCGGACACCUGAGGAAGACAAUUGCUCUGAGAGCAGAUCAUCAUUGAUCAACGACACUGAUAAUACUACGAUACAGGGGCACUCAGUUGAGGAAUCGACAUAUGUGUUUCCAUCCAAGCUUAUAUUUAUAACUAUGUUUACUAGUGCAGUCCUCUUUAAUAUUUCUUUCACUGCUGCUGAUGAUGUGAUCAAUGUUUUUGUACUGAAAGCACCACUGAGUUGGGGUCCUGUUGAUGUUGGCUAUGGUAAUGCUGCAGCUUACAUGACAUACAUCACCAGCUUUCUAGGAGUUUUCAUUUUGAGCCAAUGUAUGGGAGACCUGGCAAUGAUUGUCAUUGGAAUAAUUUCAUUCAGUUCUGGACUUCUAAUAAUGGCCUUUGUGCGCUGGACCUUUAUGUACUAUAUUGCUCGAAGUGUAAUGAUGUUCUCACAAAUACCUACACCAACCAUCAGAUCAGUGAUAUCUAAACAAAUUCAAGGAUCAUCAUAUGGCAAAGUGUUUGUGGCACUUCAGCUCACAAUAGAAGUUGUGGCAGUGAGCACUUCAGCUGGAUUCAACAAACUUUAUCAAGCUACACUAGAUUGGAACAGUGGAUUCUGUUUUAUUUUAUUUGGCACCCUUGGAUUUCUCAGCAUUAUUCCUAUUGGAAUUGCAGCCUGCAAUAGGUGUUUAAAUAUGGAUCAAAGGACAAUCAGAAUCACAGGAAAAUCAAGUCAAGUUCCUGAAGAAAACUGAGCUCUGGUAUUCCUCUUACCAGGAGCCAAUAAUGCAAACAUAUACUGUGACUAGUAGAGUAAACAUUAUGAGCGAAAGGGGAAUUCCUUAUAUUCAGGUCUGGUUAAAGUUCCACUAGGUCUUUGACCUAGUAAGACUACCAAACACGUUAUUAGACUUAUGUAAUUUGGACUGGAAAUGUGAAAUGCAAAAUAAAGGACUUCCUCAGAAGUAUUUAUUGAUGUGCUUCAGUGAUAUGGGUGGUGCCAAGCAAUUUUAAAGGUGAAUUCUAAGUAUUUUUUUUUUGCAGUUACAUUAGUCCAGCUUGGACCCAUACAAGUAUACAUAUUCCAUACUUGGACAGUCCCUGUGGGAGUGCAGAAUCACUGUGGUAGUCACCAUUACUGCAGUGAUCCUCGCUAUCUUCAGGAUCCCAUCGCCCAUUUAGCAAAGGUGUCAUUCAGAGAACGCCUAUCUUUUUUUUGGGGGGGGGGGGAGCGGGUUUUGACAGGUACCUGCUCCCACCCCAAAAAGAUGCUAAAUGUGGUAGGGGGGAGACAGAUAAACAGAGAUUCCCCUUUUGGGUGAAGCUCCACUUUAAAGCAGGGAACCAGCUGUGAAGCUGCAAGGCUUCGUUGCCAGUAUCCCUUAGUGGAGAUGCCGGUGAUAGCACCCUAUAGCUGAUUGAAAAAUCAUCUUGGGAGAGGACAACACUGGAUUGGAUUCCUGGACAGGUAAGUGCCCUAAUUAAAGUCAGCAGCUACAGUAUUUGUAGCUGCUGAAUUUUUUUUGAGAGAGCCUGGAACUCUUCUUUAAGUUUUGCUUUACAAGAUGUAGGUACAUGUAUGUGUAUUGCCAGACUACAGUAGCAAAACUAUGUACUAAUUAGUCAGAGGGUAGGAAACAUGAGCUGCUACACCUCUUAUAUGUAAAAUGAAUAAUUAUGUAUGUCACACCUAACUCUAACAUCAAAUGCACUGACUUUUAUUAACACUAAAACAAUGUGUAUUGAGGCUUGGGUCUCUCAGGCUGCAGUGUACCAAGACUUUUCUCUAGCUCAAGGUAAGGACCUUGUUUGUAGAAUUUCCCCCAAAAAGCUAGUAUAAAGAUCAAUAUGCAAAAAUGUAUAACUGGAGCUCAGAAAGGAACAUCUGUCAAAAAAAAAAAAAAAAA